Messenger RNA from Arabis nemorensis, 1026 nucleotides. The record is from the annotation of a GenBank genome assembly. NCBI's taxonomy places the organism in Eukaryota, Viridiplantae, Streptophyta, Magnoliopsida, Brassicales, Brassicaceae.
AUGAAACCCACAAGACCACUCAUAACCAUUCCUUUGAAUCUCACUGGACUUUAUCCUCAGGAUAUGUUCGUCGGACUCACUAGAGCUUCAGGACAACUUGUGCAAAGCCAUAGGAUCCUCUCAUGGAGCUUUAGCAACUCCAAUUUCUCCAUUGGUCAUGCUUUAAUCACUAGGAAUCUUCCUUCUUUUAAAUUGUCUAAAGGCUUCAUUGCUGGGAUCUGUGUUGGUGCCUUUGUGUUAUUAUUACUCUGUGUUAUUGGGAUCCUUCGUUUCUAUCUUGUAAGGCGGCCAAGGAUGGGGCUCGACGAAGAUGUUGAAGAAUGGGAAACAGAGUAUUGGCCUCACAGAGUGCAAUACAAAAGCGUUUUGGAAGCAACAAAAGGGUUUUCCGAAGAGAACAUGAUCGGAGACAGAGGGAAUUCAAACGUGUAUAAAGGAGUGUUGGAAGGCAAACAAGUGGCGAUUAAGAGAAUCAUGAUAAGCCCUCAUGAGAGCAUGGCUGGGACGAAUGAGUUCUUAGCUGAGGUCUCGAUCUUAGGGAGGUUAAGACACAGGAAUAUAGUGGGACUAAAAGGCUGGUGCAAGAAAGGAGGAGAGAGUUUCAUAUUGGUCUAUGAGUAUAUGGAGGAUGAAAGCGUAGAUAAGCGGAUAUUUGAUUGCAAUGGUACGUUGAAUUGGGAGGAAAGAAUGAGGGUGAUAGGAGAUGUUGCCUUAGGUUUAUUGUAUUUACACGAAGGGUGGGAGUCAAAAGUGUUGCAUAGAGAUAUAAAGUCAAGCAAUGUGUUGCUUGAUAAGGACAUGAAUGCAAAAGUAGGUGAUUUCGGGCUGGCCAAGUUACAGAACACUAGAAAAAAGAUGGUUAGCACGACACACAUGGUUYGAACAGCYGGGUAUAUGGCACCUGAUCUGGUUAAGACAGGGAGAGCAUCAACACAGACCGAUGUGUAUAGCUUUGGAGUGUUUGUGUUGGAGGUAGUGACUGGAAAAAGACCAAUAGAGGAAGGAAGAGAAGGGAUAGUGGAAUGA